This is a messenger RNA of Symbiodinium sp. CCMP2592, 1688 nucleotides long. The record is from the annotation of a GenBank genome assembly. Lineage: Eukaryota; Dinophyceae; Suessiales; Symbiodiniaceae.
AUGCAAGGGUACAAAGUCUACCUGUGCCUUCGGGUGCUGCUCACCAGCUUUGUUGUCCUGGCGGCGGCACAGCAGGUGGUGGAGAAACAUGCCAGCGAGCUGGACCUCAACUGCGAAAGCUACGAGGAUGGCAUCGACUGGCCGCAGGUGAGGGAGAAUCUCUUUGUUUUCCUGCGGAGGCCUUCCGGUGAUCAUCCCUUUCUGGACUCCCUCUUUGCUAUCGGCCGAAAGAAGUCGGACUGUUAUAUUGGUCUCUGCUGUCUGGGAUACUUGGCCAUCGUCUUCAUGUCGCCAGAGAAGCGGCUGAAGGCCAUGUCCAGUACUCUCUUCGGCAGCGUGCCUCUGUGGGAUCAGAUUCCACUCUCCUACUGGGACACCAUCAACAGCAAGUGGCCGAUCUUCGGUCUGCUGGAGGUGCUACAGUCUCAGCUCAGGGAUCCAUCGUCCCCGGCACCUGCGCAUGCAGAUGGAUGCUGUGAUCGGAUGGAAGAACUGGACCAGCGCUUCCACAAGGUCUUGGACCGCCAACUCGCUGCCGGACAGUUCAUCCCAGCGCAAUCGUCUUUGAGGUUCCUGGUGGAGUCCCCUUCCCGAUGUUCUUUCGGCAAGGCGGCGGCCUACGUGGCCCUGGGCGAGCGGUUUCUUCUCCUCGGGUCCCCCGUGCUUACGCAGGCGGCGAAAGACCUCCUUGCCCUCGGCGAGGCGCAGCUGGAUCGCUGUGCGGUCGGCCGGAACGCCACGAUCUUCGAGCAGAUGCAGUCUGCGUGGCCCACAUGGAGCCUUCUACGCCGGGUGGAGGCUGAGGGCUAUGUGCAGAUACCCUCGGAGAAGCUGCGCAUUCCACCUGGGUACAGCGCCCCUCCGCUGCGGCCAGCCACCUCCCUGCCAAGACCAGACGGAGCCGCUCUUCAGAGGCUGCAACUCGAGCCUGGCGCGAUCGGCACUGCUGCAGGGGGAUCCGGACAGGCCGCGGAGCCGCAGCUUUCUGCGACCGGUCGGCCACCAUGCGAGGCUCGUGGCGUGCACGUGGCCUUGUCCGGCGAUGACCGGCACAUGGAAGGUCUCCUGGCAGUGCUGCAGUCGCUGGUGUUGGGCGUUUCUGACGCACAGCGAGUGUGUGUCCAUGUCUUUGCGUUGCAGCAGGAGCUGGUUGGCCUGAAGGCAGCCCUGGGUUGCAGCUUCAAGGAUCGCCUCGCCGAGGAUGAAGCUGACCCGGACGCGCUUUUUGUCGGAGGUGUGGCCGUGAAAAUCCACAUCUUCAGCGAGUCUGAGGUGCUCUCGGACGAGAUGGCCGUCGAUGCAGGCGUGACAGUGGAGGCUGGCGACCUCAACGCGCCGCAUAACUUCGUGCGCUUUCACCUGGGGAAGUGGAUCCCCUAUGCUCAGAGGAUCGUGUACUUGGACACCGAUGUCAUCGUCAAAGGUGAUGUCUGCGACUUGCACGAUUCGGUCUUUCACGAAAGCUACACAGUCUCCGGCAAGGUUUUGGCGGCAGUUCCCCGCCGUCACUUGCCUCUCUCCUUCUACUUGAAGGUCUUCAGCCCGAGGAUGCCUAUAUGGGUGCCAUCGUCGGCUCCCAGCUUCAACGCAGGCGUGAUGGUCAUCGACAUGCGUGCAUGGGCAGAGCUCAACGUGACUGGGGAAGUCCUGACCUGGGCUCGGCGCAACAAGAAUCGAGAUCUUUGGAG